This is a messenger RNA of Melitaea cinxia (Glanville fritillary), 1275 nucleotides long. It is a transcript of the gene Y-e, whose product is annotated as protein yellow-like. NCBI's taxonomy places the organism in Eukaryota, Metazoa, Arthropoda, Insecta, Lepidoptera, Nymphalidae. The transcript is spliced from 7 exons. The record is from RefSeq and is a predicted model, not a curated record. Bases 34 to 1275 code for a protein of 413 amino acids. Gene Ontology annotation, cellular component: extracellular region.
CAUUAAUUUAUUUUUUGUUUUCGUUUUCAGAUUAUGGGACUGCAAAUACUAAUACUAUGUACCUACCUCGCAGUAGCGAGUGCAUCGCUGGAGGUCGUUAACCAGUGGAGCUUGCUGCAAUUCGAUUUCCCGCCAGAUCCUGUACCGCUCGAGAAGUUCCAGCCUGAAAAUACAGUUCCAACGGGGUUAGAAGUCGGUUGGGACAGAAUAUACUUGGGUAUACCACGACUCCGUGCUGGUGUUCCAGCCACAUUGGCGUGGAUACCACGUUCUUUGCCACCUGGUGUCAGCCCUGUUCUUCAGGCGUAUCCCGACUGGUCGUGGCAUACCGCUGGCCGUGGCGACAUCAACUGUACAGGAUUAAUUUCCGUGUACAGAAUACGUGCUGACCGCUGCAACAGACUCUGGGUGUUGGAUGCUGGAGUAAUUACAAGCCUUGACGACUUCCGUCGUGUCUGCCCGCCUAAGAUUCUAAUCUUUGACAUGGCUACCGAUCGCUUGGUGAGGAGUGUAUAUUUCCCGAGAGAGCUGCUGCGUCCAGCCUCUCUACUUACCAACAUCGUGUUAGAUGACACCAGAUCGUCAUCUUCCCGUCAUUCCUCUACGUGUGACAACUUAUUCGCGUACAUCACCGACACUGUCGCCCCAGGCAUCAUCGUUUACGACGGUCGCAGAGACAAUGCUUGGCGAGUAACGCAUGCAUCUAUGUACCCUGAUCCCGACUUCGGAGAGUAUGACAUUGGGGGAGAGAAAUUCACUCUCAUGGACGGUGUCGUUGGCCUUACGCAUUCCCCUGCGCAGGGAUUAUUGUACUAUCAACCUUUGGCUACUGACAGAAUAUUCAGCGUAUCGACAGCAGUGCUGGCAUCUGGUCCUCCUGCGGAAGGAACUGACUUACCCGUAAAUCUCGUGGGACGUAAAUCUUCCCAGGGUCUCGGCAUAGCCGUGGAUCCUCGAGAUGACACUAUCAUUUUCAGCCCUAUGACUGAAACAGCGAUAGCUGCUUGGAAUCCCAUUACCAAUUCUCACAGGGUGUUGGCACAGGACCCUGAGAAACUGCAAUUCUGCGCGGAAGUCCGCUGGGUAGAGCGCGACAACGGCGUCGUGUGGGCCCUCUCUACUAGGUUCCACAAAUACUUCAAACGCACUGUCUCGAAACAUGAGAUCAAUGUCCGAAUCGUCCGCGUUGUGGAAGCUGGCUACGGCAGCACCUACGUACCCCUGCAGCCUCACAUACUGCGCCGGUCUGCCAACUACACAUCCCCACUUUACUGA